Amorphotheca resinae ATCC 22711 is the source of this 2449-nucleotide messenger RNA. RefSeq lists its product as hypothetical. The transcript is spliced from 2 exons. Gene Ontology annotation, biological process: rRNA processing. Gene Ontology annotation, molecular function: ATP binding; nucleic acid binding; RNA helicase activity. Bases 40 to 2376 code for a protein of 778 amino acids. Gene Ontology annotation, cellular component: nucleus. The record is from RefSeq and is a predicted model, not a curated record. Lineage: Eukaryota; Fungi; Ascomycota; Leotiomycetes; Helotiales; Amorphothecaceae.
GGCAGAAAGCCCAAGCUAUCUGGCCGGGCCAAGGUCAAUAUGAAAUCGCUCAAGAGAAAACGAGAUAUUGAAGAUCAUGAGAGACUGGAGAGAGCUGUCGAGGAGCUCGAUAUCAAAGCAGAAAUAAAGGACUUUUCUGACCUACCUCUAUCACAACCUACCGCCUCUGGUCUCGAGGCUUCACACUUCAAAACUCUUACGGACAUACAAUCCAAAGCCAUACCACUUGCGCUGAAAGGCCGCGACAUAUUGGGAGCAGCGAAAACUGGGAGUGGAAAGACUUUGGCAUUUUUGGUUCCAGUGCUGGAGAACUUAUACAGGGCAAGGUGGACCGAAUUAGAUGGCUUGGGGGCUCUCAUUAUAUCACCGACCCGAGAACUGGCCAUCCAGAUAUUCGAGGUCCUACGAAAGAUUGGCCGGUAUCAUACAUUCUCAGCGGCACUGGUUAUAGGCGGGGGAGAUCUAAAGGAACAGAAAGAACGGUUGGGACGCAUGAACAUCCUUGUCUGUACGCCUGGAAGAAUGCUGCAGCAUAUGGAUCAGACGGUGGCCUUCGAAGUUGGUAACUUGAAAAUGUUAGUGCUCGACGAGGCCGAUCGGAUCAUGGAUAUGGGAUUUCAGUCAUCAGUGGACGCGAUAAUCGAACAUCUGCCAAAAGAGAGACAGACAAUGCUUUUCAGCGCAACACAAACAAAGAAGGUCUCGGACCUAGCGAGGUUAAGUCUACGGGACCCAGAAUAUGUAGCGGUGCAUGAGGCUGCUUCGAGCUCAACUCCUACAACCUUGCAACAAUACUACGUCGUUGUUCCCCUUUCCAAGAAGCUGGACACCCUAUUUGGAUUUAUCCGGGCCAAUCUGAAGUCCAAGAUCAUCGUUUUCUUUUCAUCUGCGAAGCAAGUACGAUUUGUGUACGAAAGCUUCCGACAUCUUCAGCCAGGAAUUCCAUUGCUGCAUCUUCACGGCAGACAAAAGCUCUCGGCCAGAUUGGAUAUCACUUCUUCAUUUUCAGCCGCAAAGAACUCAUGCAUCUUUGCCACGGAUGUCGUUGCUCGAGGACUCGAUUUCCCUGCUGUCGACUGGGUCGUUCAGUUAGAUUGCCCAGAAGAUGCGGACACUUACAUUCACCGAGUUGGGCGAACUGCGCGCUCUGAAAAGCCUGGAAAAGCAGUCAUCAUCUUAGAUCCCAGCGAAGAGGAGGGCAUGUUAAAACGCCUGGAGCAUAAGAAAGUGCCUAUCAAGCAGAUCAAUAUUCGAAAACAAAAAGAACAGUCAAUUGGAGCACAGCUACAGAAACUGUGUUUUCAAGACCCUGAGCUCAAGUAUCUUGCCAAGAAGGCGUUUGAAAGUUAUACAAAAUCUCUGUGGCUUCAGAAGGACAAGGAGAUCUUCAAUAUAGAUAAGUACGAUUUGGAGGGGUUCCAUGCCAGCAUGGGACUUCCCGGCGCUCCGAAGAUCAAAUUUCGAAAGGGGGUUGACGUAAAGAAGCUGAAGAACGCUCCAAGAGGAGACGAUGAUGAGGAAGAACAAGCCAAGAAGCCAGAAGUACGGACGAAAUACGACCGAAUGUUUGAACGUCGUAAUCAAGACGUACUUUCUAGUCACUACUCUAAGACGAUCGCGGACGACGAUCCCGAAGAUGCAGGUUCGCAUGCGGAUGCGGAUGAAGACAACGAUUUCCUGUCAGUGAAGAGGGUUCACCAGGUAGACGAAGAGAGUAGCAGCUCAGAAAAGGAGGAGGAUGUCGCAGCGACUGGACCCGCAGCAAAGGUCAUACCUGGCAUUGGUAAAGAACCGAUUGUAAUCGACUCAAAACGGCGAGAGAAGCUACUCAAGUCGAAGAAAAAACUGCUGAAACUCAAAGAGAAGGGGGUCAAACUGGUGUACGAUGACGACGGAGUACCACAUCAAGUCUACGAGCUUGAAGAUGAAGAGGACUUCAAGAAACGCGGUUCAGCUGCUGAGCAACGAGCCAAAUUCUUGGAAGAGGAGGCAGCGAGAAUUCGCGAGGCGGAUCUUGAUGAUAAGCAGCUCGCGAAGCAGAAGAGAAGAGAGAAGCGGGAGAAGAAGAAGGCUCGAGAAGCAGCGGAGAGGAGGGGUGAGACCCUUGAAGAAGCCCCGCGCCUGGCGGAAGCUGGAGAAGAUGAGGAGGAUCCAAUGGCUCUGCUUGCCUCAUUACCCCUACCCGAGGACGAGGACGAGGAUGAGGAAGAAGAGGAGCGGCCGACGAAGAGGCCCAAGAAGUGGUUUGAGGAUGCGUCCGAGGAUGAGAAGGAGGGCGCUAAGAAGAGGAAAGGCAAAGGCCGGGUUAUUGAAGCAGCAGAUGAGCCAGAGACAUUGGAGGAUCUUGAGGCACUUGCCGCAGGUCUCCUUAAUUGACAUAGUUAGUGUGUCUGUGGUAGAAAUAAAACCAGACAAAAUAUUAAAGACACUACCCGCAAGUUCUCAUCCC